ACUCCGUUUCCCCUUUUCGCAGCGCCACAGGCUCCACACUGAAAACACUCCAUAUCUCUCCAUAACACCCCACCACGUUUUCGACAGGUGUCUUUAUGACUCUGAAUCUUCACUCGGGUUAGUGUUUGGUGCUGUUUUACUCCUCCUCAGGCUCUGUGCCGGACUUGCAUGUCAGUCUGUGCUGGACUCACAGCCCCAGCGGCUCCCCGGCAGGCCUCUCUGUUCACCGUGUGAGCAUCAGCUCUCACGCCGCGGUGGGGUGGGUCCAGUUCGGCUACAGAGGCAGCAUGGCCCCUGUAGAGAGCUAGCCUCUGCUGUUAAAAGCGAAAGAAAGGGACUAAUUACAUCUGUGGUGAAGUGCUAAGCUUGGAUGUCACUGCUAACGAAGUUUGACUGUCAGAAUGAACGCAGGCACUCAGCAGAGUGAUACCAAGAGGCAGCACCUCCUGGAGAGGCUGCUGGAUGCUGUCAAACAGUGCCAAAUUCGCUUUGGAGGAAGAAAGGAAAUCGCCACAGACUCAGACAGCAGGGUCAUCUGUCUGUGUGCUCAGUUUGAAGCGGUGCUGCAGCAUGGACUGAGGAAGAGCCGAGGCCUCGCCCUCACCGCCGCUGCUCUAAAGCAAGCAGCAGGCUUCAGCAGCAAGACUGAAGCAGAGCUGACCUUCUGGUUUUAUGUGAAGGAGCAUCUGAACCGCCACGAGCUCCAGCGGUUCUACUCUCUGCGUCAGAUCUCCUCAGAACUGGGCAGAGGUCGGGCCUGGCUGCGCUGUGCCCUCAAUGAACACUCACUGGAGCGCUACCUUCAUACAUUGCUGGCUGACCGCCCACGCCUGGGAACUUACUAUGAAGACUGGGCUUUUAUUCUCGAUGAGGAGAGAGCUAGCAUGCUCCCCACCAUGGCAGCAGGUCUGAACUCGAUCCUGUUUGCCAUCAACAUUGACAACAGUGACCUGAACGGUGGGGUGACACGAGGAGGGGGCUCGUCUGUUACCAACCUUCUGAAAGAGUCGACGCAGGGCAUCGGCAGCCUGUGGAAAGAGUCGACUCAGGGGGUCAGCAGCCUGCUGAGGGAGAUCAGUACGGCCACAGCUGUGGUGCCAGGCUUCAAUCCCAAAAUGGACGGAGGCUCAGACCCACUGCCUGUCCUGCCACGCAGCACAUCUGCUGACUCUGGGCUGAGGAAAGAGCGCCGGAGAAAAAAGAAAGUCACCAACAUCAUAUCAUUUGACGAUGACCUGGACGGAGGGGCGGAGGAUGAGGAGGAGGGAGAGGAAGACUCUCAGAAGGUCACUGCCAUGAGGAAGAGCCAUACUGCUCCUGCUCAGAGCAGCGUGGAGGAAGGAAUUGACCCUUUGGAACCAGAUUUCUCUCAGUCGCCGGCCCAGAACGGCCUGGAUGAGCCAGGCAUCGUCAGCUGGGUGGGGUCCCCUCGUCCCUGCCGUACUCCUCCCACUACUACACCUCCUCUACCUGACAGUAAGAGCAUAGAUAAUGAAGAGGAGGAGGAAGAGGAGGAGAUAUACAAACAGAGAGCACAAUCGCAGGAGGAGGAGAGGAUCAGCUCUGAUCAGAUGGUGGUCGGCAGUCUGCCGACAGUGUCCACGUGGAGCCCUCUACAGGUGAUGAAGGUCCACAGCAGCUCAGACAUCCUCAUUCCUUUGAAUCCUGCAGACCCUCAGCCAGUGAGCUCUGUGGAAGACACGGCUGCAUUUCCUGCUCAGUGUGAGUCAACAGGGCCUGUGGAAAACUGCGAGGGCAGCGGGUCCAUGCUAACGUUCGGUAUGGAGUCCAGUCCACCAGCACAGUCCGCUCCACUUUCCACUUCACUGCCAACAUCUGCUCUUCCAGAGUCCAUGACAGUGGUGGAGCUGCGUCAAGCCAUCGUGGCCAUGAUGAACAGGAAAGACGAGCUGGAGGAACAAAACACGUCCCUCCGCAGCCUCCUGGACGGGGAGAUGGAGCACUCUGCAGGCCUGAGGCAAGAAACUGAUCAGCUGAAGAAGAAGCUGGCUGAGCUGGAGGAGAGACACACAGCCAAGGUCCAGGCGCUGGCCAGAGAGAAUGAGGUCCUAAAGGUCCAGUUGAAGAAGUAUGUGGGGGCGGUGCAGAUGCUGAAGCGAGAGGGGAGCCAAGGCAAUGACGUCCUGUCAGUGUUGCGUUCCAGUGAAGAGCAGGCCCCUGUCCCACAGAAUAAGUUCAUGGGUGACAUCGAGGAGCUGGCCGCCAGCUACGAACGCAAACUAAUAGAGGUGGCCGAGAUGCACGGUGAGCUGAUCGAGUUUAAUGAGCGCCUGUACCGUUCCCUCAUGGCCAAAGACCACCUCAUUGUCCAGAUGAGACAGGAACUCAUUGACCUGAGAGGACCAGUACCAGGUGAUUUAAGCCAGACGUCAGAUGACCCCAGUCUGUCUGACUUUGAGACGGCUCAUCGUGCUCUCAUCAACGUGUGGAUCCCCUCUGUGUUCCUGCAGGGCCGAGCUGCCAACGCCUACCAUGUCUAUCAGGUGUACAUCCGGAUCCUGGACAAUGAGUGGAACGUGUACAGACGUUAUACAGAGUUCAGGGAGCUUCACAACCACCUGAGAGUCCACUUCCCACAGGUGGACACAUUCAACUUCCCGCCCAAGAAAGCCAUAGGAAACAAGGAUGCAAAGUUUGUGGAGGAAAGGAGGAAGCAGCUGCAGGGCUACCUUCGCAUGGUGAUGAACAAAGUGAUCCAGACACUGCCGGAGUUCACAGCCCGCCCCACCAAGGAGACCCUGCUGUCUCUGCUGCCUUUCUGUCUAGACACACCUCAGGCCAACGACGGUGGAGCCAAGACUCCUCGAUCCAAAACGUCAUCCCGCUUCCCCAGACUGGGCCGCAGAGGAAAUCAGGAUGCCAGACCUGAACCCCAGAGUGGUGACCUUUAACCCCAGAACCUUUGAACUUAUACCACUCAAAAUAUAUGGUGAGGACUGCAAUGUUCACAUGGCCAAACAUGUACUGUGGCUCAUAGAGGACAAAAAAGGCAUCUGACGGACCUUCAAAGCCUUACAGAUAAAAAGCCUCAGUCAGGGAUGGGAGGUGGAUGCAUCAACUUCACGGACAUCUCUUAGAGAUAUGUAAAUGUUUCUGUGCAUUUACCCGGCUGAGUAAAGGAUGAGUGGUUCUCCUGAGGCUGCCUAACAAUGAACCCAAUCAUACAGCACCUCUUACCUCACUGAGAGACAACAAGACUUUGUUCACUGCACAUGAACAAGACUGGAGUCUAUUAUCUUUAACACAAUGAGAUGACAAGGACAAUUUUUUUUCUAACUCUGCUCAGUUUUUUAGUGAAAGUGUAUCUCGGUCACAGUGCCUGCAGUGUUUUGUAGCUGCUUUCCUGCUCCAGGUAAGGAGGGGGUAAAGAGGGGGUAGAUUGAUGGAGGAUUAGUGUUUCUCAGCUAAUAUUCCGCAUUAUGGUGCCAUUAUAUUUUAGAUAACAAUAAUUCACAAUCUCUUGUAUGGACCAACUGGCAGUGGGCAUUCCUUUGACCUGCUUUGUUUUUAUUAUUGUGGCUCUUAUAAAUACAGGAUGUGUAUCAUACAUUUGUUUCACUAGGGUUGCUGUAAAAAUAUCUUUUAAUUCCAUUUCCAUAGAUGAAACUAACAUAAUUUAAGGGACUGUAUGAAAAUAACUGGUGUGGGAUGCUGGAAUCGCUUCAUGAUAAACUGAAACUACAAGGUUUGAUUAUCCUUCCAGCUUUGAAUCUCAAAAGUCAGACUACAGUCCAAAAAAUAGUGACAAAAGUAUUGAAAAACCAGAUUUCAGAUGAUGCCAAAAUGUAAAAAAAAGCAAAAGAUUUUUCACCAAGGGGUCAAUUCUGAGUUUUUUCUACUCACAUUAAAUCUCCUACAGUCCCUUAUUUGGCUAUGUAAAGAAUACUUUGAAUUAUCACAAAAAAAGUAGGUAAACAGAUGUGUUUCUUAAAAUAUUAGCACCAAAAGAAAAACUAACUUCUUACAUUUUCAAAUAAGGCACAGUUAGGUCUAUGAAUAUUCAGACAGGGACACAGUUUAUCAUUUUUUCUUCUUUGUACCACUGCAAUGGUUAAAAAAACAACCCCCCCUCCAAAAAACAAUCAAGAUGUCACUAAAGUACAGACAUUCAGCUUUCAUUUAAGGGGUUUCACAGUAAUAUGGCAGCCACCAUUUAUUAAUUACUGCCAUUUUAUUCAGAGGACCUGCGUUAUCAGGGCCCAAAAGUUUUUGGACAAUCUAACAUAAUCAAAAAUAUAAUUACAAUUUUUAAUACUUUGUUCCAGUGUUCCAAUGAGGUGGAAAACCAUGGGAUUUUAUAUGAAUCCACACAUUUCUCUUAAAAUAAACCUUUUAAUAGCCUAAUGUACUUAUCCAUUGUAGAGUAGGGAAUAUCUAAAUGAACACCAGAGUGGUUUAUAUACUAUUACUGUGCAAACUCAUAGUUUUCAUGUGAUCUUGGGAUUUUUCAUUUCCAGCUACUCAGGCCUGCACCUCAUCACUCCAGAAACACACCCAGUGAGCUUAGAGCAAACCACUGCAAACCAAGAGUGCAAGGUGGAGUAUAUGGAAUUUGAGGAUAAGCAGGUUGUGUGGCCCCACACACUUCCAUUAGCAGUGACAUCAUAAUAAACACCAGUGAGUCCAGCCCGUGGGCAGCCAUACAGACCCAUGCCAUAACACUGGCUCUAUCAUGUUUGACAGAUGAUGUAUGCUCUGGAUCAUGAGUGUUUCCUUUCCUUUUCCAUACUUUUCUCUUCCCAUCGUUCUGGUACAAGUUUACCUGGGUUUCAUCUGUCCAAAGACAGUGAUACACCUACCACCUUCAGAGUACUCUUGACACGUCUACAUACUGAUGAAGCAGGUUUUCUGCACCAAGAAAAUGAUUCUCUGAUCAUCCCCUGCAGUUGCCUUCGUUGGUCAUUCAGGCUUUUCAUGUUUUUGUAGUGAAUUCUUCUUUUUUAAGAAAGCCCAGAACGUUUUUGCUCUCAUUCAUAGAUUUAUUUUACUUUUUUAACCUAAUUAUGGCCUUCUUCACUUCAUUCAGUCCCUCCUUGGACUUCAUAUUGAUUACUUACAGACCUUUUAUUUGCUGCUUUUGUUUUGAGGCAAUGGCAAAAUAGGUCAUACUUUGAGGUGCUAAUAAUAAAGGUACUCCAAAUCAAUGGCUGUAAUUCCUAAAGAGUAAACACCAUGUUUUUGUGAAAUCCCUUAAAUUAAGACUGAAGUCUGCACUUCAAUCACAUCUUAAUUUCAAAACUAUUUUGGUGGGAAAUAGAGGUUAAAAAAGAUUAAAUGAUGUUGCUGUCAAAAUCCUUACAGACCUUACUGUAUAACCCAUGUUUUGGUUGGUUUGACAUCAGAGAUAUCACGUAAAGGAAGAUCUUCAUCAAAGUUCGAUUGACCAUACUGAUAAAUGAAACGUUUAAAGAUUGUCUAACUAAUGUGUCUUAACAGGAUCUCAUGCAGCAUUACGUUGCAAAUGAAUGUUUUAACGAUGACUAAACACUUGAAGAAAAAGCUGCUUGUUAGGGUGCAGGGGAAGGGCUGCGGAGCAUCCAGUGUGUGUAAAACAGAAGCUCAUGCAUAUGUAUGGCUCACCCAAGAGCAGACACAGGCUGUGUUGAAACGAUCGUGUUGGAAGGCUUUCGGAAAACUUGAAUCAAAGGGUCGGCACACAAAACGGUAAACACAGCUCUCACUCUGUGGGGGGAGGGGAACAAACACGCUUUGUUGGUUUUAAUUAAGUUGUUUUUCCUACAGGAAAGUGACCCUCACAGGUAUCCCACUACUGGUUAGCACUGCACGGUGUUGUUACGGAAUCCUUGCAGGGACACCGUCAAAAGCUUUUGUUUUAUCAGACUUCCUGAAGCCUUUAACAGGGGUUGUGUCUGUGGUAAACAUAAGUGAGGUGGCUGAUAAUAAAUCAGUAUGGAGGAGAAAAUAUGGUGGUAAAGGAAUUAUGUCACUCGUGAACAUAUUGUUUUCUGACAAAUGGCUCUGCUAUUGCUCCCUAUUAAGAUGAAAUGUAACACAAACUUGAUUUCUUUUCUUUUUAGCUUAAAGGUAACAAUCUGCUCUGAUUACUCUGAUUACUAUGUGAUAUUUAAAGUGUAGCACUGCCUCAUAUGCAUUUUAAAAAUCAGCCCAUAAUAUUGUGUCCUGUACUGCUUUAUAACAACAUUGUCUGUUCAUUAAAACAUGCAGCAUUUUCAUAAAAAUCUAUUUGACGGUCAACAUUAGGGUCAGUAGAUCUCUAGAACAUGGAAGCCCCUUAGUGGACAUGCAUCCUCAAGUAACUUUUUGGUUGUUCUAAAUAGAAGCAGACCUAAUUCUGAUCCUUCGAGUUUCAAAAGCACGAGUUUAAGACUCGGUAAAUGGACAUGCAGUUAGAAAGCAUCACUAUUGUGUUGUUCUGACAAAAACUGGAUGUGUGUCUGACUGAAAUUGUGCAAAAUCAAUUUCUCAAACACACCUAGAUUAUGCAAUUUGAUAUUGUCUUAUUUUUGCAUAUACUGAUAAGACCAAUCCAUCCAGAUACUUUUCCCAAACAAAGCCAGCCCCACCUCUUUCCUGAUGAAAACAGUACAUCAAAAUGAAUGGCAGUAAAUGGGAAAGUUAGGGUCUUUGGGGAUUUAAAAGCUUAAAAUUAGGGCUGUCAAAAGUUUCAGAGGUCAUUUCAUUAAUGUUCAUUCCACGGUUCCAGCAAGUUAAAAGUCUUGUGGUGUCAAGAUUCAGAUUUAGGUGGAGAGCAGGGCUCAUAUCGUCCUUCUGAGACAGGAGAAGAGUUGUGUGUCCUUUGGAAGCAGGUGGGCUUUCUGCAGCACUCCUGUCCGGAUGACUUCAAAGGAAGUGAAGAAAACUUUUUAUACUCGACUGGACAAUUGCUGACUGCGCUUAAACUGAAGUUUAAAGCUCGGCUACAGAACAACAGAGAAAGGCAUCUGGUCUGAUUGGUCUUGAUUGGCGGUUGAUUGGCGGUUGAAUGGCCCUGAGGUGGGGUCAUAGUGGGUUUUAUUACCUGUGGACCCCAUCAUAACAUGGCUGAUUCCCCACAGGGCAACUGACUCUCCCUUUGGAUACAAAUCUGCUUUUAUAGGUAGAUCAAACAUUUAAACAUGAACUUAGUCACAGAAAAUGGAACUUGUUGUGGGCUGGAAAGGAAAUGAGGAGAACAGCAGAAAGGUAAAUGUUUGAUAACGCAAGGUGCAGAUGACUUUUGACUUGUCCACUGAGCUUCAUGUGAGUUUUUCAAAGUGAAAUUAGACAUGAAAGAGCAAUGAUAGACUCGGUUUAUAACACUGUGGCUGCAGGGAGACACAGCAGUGGCUUAACCAAAGUGUCUUGAAAUGGACAGCAUAUCAAUCAAUCAAUUAAUCAUGUUUAGAAAAGUAUUAACUCACUAAUCCUGGGCCUUAAUUCUUCAUAAUCAAUCUUGAUAGCCCUACUUAAAAUUCAAUAAUCAUACAGUUUAAUGGUUUUUGGAAGCCCAAAUCCAGUGGCUAGUGAGUUAAGCAUAAAUAUUGUGACUUCUGCUUAAGGUUUGACAUUGUAACAUUUAAAAAAUAAGCAAAGUUAUGGAUGUUUAUGAGUGUCUGUCAGAGACUCUCUGUCAAACUGGACAAAUGACCCCAUCUUGUGACCAGAGAUGUCAUAAACUGGCAUAUCUUAUGUGCAGUGGUGUAGUGGUGCCUGGAGGAGUGGGUAUUUUCUCAAUUUAUCCUACAUAUUGUCACUUACUUCGGCUGCUUCAGGGAAAAGGAAAAUCAUGAAAUUAACAGCCAAAGAAGAGCAGAUUUUAUGAUUACCACUGGCCAAGACUAGAGGCUGUAUGCAUUAUGAGUGAAAUACAUAUGAAAUAUAAGAAGAGGCAGACAGACUACAGCUCCUGCUGUCACAGAGUGAUCGCUGGCUCAGUGGGAACACAACACCAGUCCCACAUUUUACCAUGUCACUCCCUUCAGCUUAAAGCCGCAGAACUGCUCUGCCCCAUCAUUUAAGGAUAAAAUCAUGUCAGAAAUGCUGGCUUUUUCACUGUUUAAAGCACAAAAGCAACACAAUAGUGUUUAUCACGUUGCUACCUGAGUUUUCUAUUCUGCCCCAAUUCAGUCUCAGGGCUUGUUUUCACUCAAAUUGGAGCAUGUUCACUGCAGACAGUGGGAAGUGACGUUGGAUUGCUCUUAUCAAUACCUCUAUAUUUGACCCAAAACUGGCCAAGUGUUCUGCAUAUUGCUGGUGUUGGGCCAUAACCUCCUAUCUCUGUUUUUUCAUGAUUUUAAUUUUUUUCAUAAAUCUGUGGUUACCCUUUACAUCUAUCGGUAGGUUCUACAAAAUAUAAACCAAUAGAAAGUGUCAAAAGUUGCUGACUAUGACCAUUUAGUGUAAAAUUGUUUGGGAAAAAUACAGCUUUUUUGCCCCUUCCCUGAAAAGUGGUGUUUUUGGCAAGUCAGCCUAGCUGUAGAUGACAGAUCUUGCACUACUAUGGUGAGAUGCCGUAUCUGUCAGAAUGGAAAUACACACUAAAACUUUCAAAAUAAAAUUGGAUUGAAUUUCCAGUUAAGGGUAAAGGUAAGAGUUAAGCUAUCAAACAUUAAACAACAAAAACCUAAAAACAUCCGUCUAAACCUAAGUAAACAGUCUUCUUGCAUGAAGAAAAAACUGAAAAAGCUCCAUAACUCUAACACAGCUAAAUCAUAAGGUAACAAAACUAUGCCAGCUGAUUUGAUAACAUAAUCAUGAAGCUAAUGUAGCUAAAUCUAUGUUAGCUAUGGAGGUUGCAUAAGCUACAUAGCUGAAACUUAAGCUAACAAAUGAUCAUUAGCUAUGUAGAUAAUGUAGCUGCAAAGCUAAUGUAGCUAAAUCUUAAUCCAGUGCGGCUUUGUAAGCUGCAUAGGUUACGUAAGCUUUUUAGGUUAUGUAGCUAAAUCUAAAGCUAACAAAGCUAUGGUAGCUAUGUAGAUAAUGUAGCUAAAAAGCUAACUUAGCUCAAUCUUAAUGCAAUGCAGCUAUGUGAGCUGUGUAGGUUACAUAAGCUAUGUAGAUAAUGUAGCUACAUAACUAACGUAGCUAGAGCGCACAACCUUUCACACUUAUGUUAAAUAACUUUUGCCGUGUUAUCUUAAGGUAAAGCUAACAAAGAUAAAGGGUGCCACUGUUCGCUUAACUACUCCCUAAACCAGUUCAUACAUCAUUCAAUCCAGAAUUAGAUAUUGGAUAUUUUUGUCUGUUUUUCUUGUCAUGUUUAUAAAUAAAGUUGUUUAAAAAGAAAUUCCAAAAGGUUUUACCAGCAAAUUACGUCCCUUCCGUUCUGACAGAGGCAGCAUCUCACAGUAACACAGUCGCUUGUACCAAAAGUAAAGUGUAUAGUAUAAAAUAUACAGAGCUGUAAAGUUGUCACUAUUCAACACAAUUAGCUGCUUGCAAACAUAGCAAGACCAACAGGAAGAAAGUCCAUUGUAAUUAAAAAAAAAAAAAAAAACCCUAAAAGGGGGCAUAUCAUCCUGCAGUCAACUGAUUUCUCCAGCUGUGCAUUAUUACUGGGAAGAGGACAGCAGUUAAAUAGCCUAAUGGAGCUAUAACUGUAAUAUGACUUGACUAUGCAUGUAAACAAGUUGAGUGACCAGAUGUUUGUUUUGGUACUAGAUUGCCAGAAAAUGAUCCAUUAUCACAAGACAGCUGGCUUUGUUUUCUCAGAUCCUUUAAUUACUGACAUUUAUGGACUACCAGGGAUUUUCUCCUGAGAUAACAAGAGAAACAAGUCAACAGUGCAAGAAAAACAACAGAAAUAGUCAUUAUCACAAGUAAACUAGCUUCGUUAAUCUGAAAAUAACAAGAUGCAAUGGCUGAUAUGUCAAGAAAACAACCAGAAAUUGUUCUUUGAGGUAUCAAAAUAGAGAUGGAUGCAUGUCUGCUCAGGGCUUCUGUACUAGAACCAGCGUUUGUGUAUGCAGUAAUAUGCAGUAUUUUUUCAGAUUUCUAAUUAGAUAUUUAACAACUAAUUCACAAUGCAUCAGUGUGUAUAUGUUCAGGUCCCCACUUUCAUUGUUAUAGACAGCUGUUUGACAUUUACUGGUGCAAAUCAGCAUUUAAACUAUUGAAAGAAAUUUAAAAAAUGUUUUUUUUUUAUAGGAAGAAAAGCAUCCAGCACAUCUAGAGAUGUGGUUUGUUUUGUGAGGAACACUGAGGAAGUUGAACAUUUAUUGGAUGAAGAAGAGUUCCCUUUGGCAUCUUAAAAUUCUCAUACAUUUUGUUCCAUCUUACUGAGGAGGACUCUGAUCUCCUUUUGCUGUUGCCAAGCACUAAUUUAGAUCUAACUGUAUUCAAAAUUGUCUAACUCAAAGUCAAUGUAAUGAUUACUUUUUGGCUUGUUGCUUUAAAUAUUUCAGGUUGUGUUGACAAGUACAAAGCUGAAGCAUCAAAGGCAGCAGUUUCCUCCUGCUGGACACGCAGGUUUGAGGAAGAUUUUCAUGUUAUCAUCACAAACUUCACUUUUCUUUUAAAUGACUCCAUUUUCGUCUCUCUAUUUAAACGCUGGAUGAAAUCUCACCUUCUGGUCUUUGAGGAUGUGAAUCAAAGCAGUGACAAGCAAAGAAAGUGGAUUGAGUUUAUUGAAACACAGCCAAAGUGUUCUCUUUGCAGUAUGCCAUGUCUGUAUCAGUGGACUUUUAUGUUCUUGCCUUAGUCAGCAGUCAGAUUUAUCUAUCAGUGUCACAGCAGAGAGGGAUCAACAAUAAAGU
This is a messenger RNA of Cheilinus undulatus (humphead wrasse), 10736 nucleotides long. It is a transcript of the gene snx29, whose product is annotated as sorting nexin 29. The transcript is spliced from 21 exons. Gene Ontology annotation, molecular function: phosphatidylinositol binding. Lineage: Eukaryota; Metazoa; Chordata; Actinopteri; Labriformes; Labridae. The record is from RefSeq and is a predicted model, not a curated record. Bases 402 to 2912 code for a protein of 836 amino acids.